AAAGAUGCCCGAUAAAUGUCUCUCAGUUCCAGGAAUUCCUCUUCCUUGGAAAGCCCCCUCAGCUGUUGCAGCGCAUACACCCUUUCUCCCGUAUAUAACAUUUUCAUGUCCAUCUUGCCCACAGACGUCCAAAGAUCCUCACCGUUGAUUCCUUCUCUUUCUCAAAGCCCUAGCUCGGAUCAUGGCCUCUUUCGCCCCCUUCAAUCCCCCAACUCUCCGAUCGUCUCCGAUACCGACGCCGCACCAGCUGCCAUCGUCGGAUCGCCGCAGAUCUUUCCAUCUGAAUCCCUCUCGAUCGGGAAUUCCAGUUCAAUGGCUGCAUCUUCAACCGAUCCGUGUGGGUUUUCCAAGAAAGUAACCAAUGUAAGAACCCAGGAUGGUAAGAAAGGCUCAUAUGGCCACAAUCAUGGCAGCACCUCUUUGCGGAACCGCUCUGCUGGUCGAGGAGGGUUAUCUUCCCAAUUCAGGUCUGAUCAUUCUAGAUCCUCUCAACGCAAUGGGAAGCAAUCUGGAGCUGUCAGUUCUUCACAUGUUGAUCAACCAGCCACAGGCCCCAUUAGUCCUCAGAGCAGUACAGCACAUUCAAUGGCAAGAAAAAACCAGAUGAUGAAUGGUAACCACUUGCUGAAUUUUCAUUACGAUCCCAUCUCUCGUCCUCAACCAAGGAUUCCUCCUCCUAGAAAGCCGAGGAAAGUAAGGCCUUACAAUAAAGACCUGUUCCUACAAGCAAACUUCAAAUUUGUUGUCUUAGAUUCAGGCAAUUACGCAACUGGGUCUAUGGAUCCAGAUAAGAUGCUGCAGUGGGAAGAUGUUGUUUGUGUGAGGUACUCCACCCCAUUCUCUGUACAGUGCCCAAUAUGCUUGGAAAGUCCUUUAUGUUCACAGAUUACAUCGUGCGGUCAUAUAUUUUGUUUCCCUUGCAUUUUGCGGUAUUUGUUGAUGGGUGAAGAGGAUCGUAAAGGUGACUGCUGGAAAAAAUGCCCCCUUUGCUUUAUGAUGAUAUCUUCCAAGGAUUUAUACACUAUCUAUAUUGACCAUGUGAAGCAGUACUGUGUCGGUGAUCAUAUAAAUUUUACACUUCUAACUCGACCGAAAGAUUCAUUAAUACCCUCUCAGAAAGAUCAUCAGGAGACGAGUUCUAUACCGUACAGCAGCGAUGGUCCCUCCCAGAAAGAUCAUCAGGAGACGGGUUCUAUACCGUACAGCAGCGAUGGUCUGUGUGAUGCUUUUUCUAAGUUCCAUUUGACAUCAGAUGUGGAACUCUCAAUGCGGGAAGCAAUAAUGGAGCUCAAUGAUUGGUUAGCUAAAGCAGAAUCUGGGCUGGUUGAGGAUUUGGAACAGCUUCCAUAUGUUUGUGCUGCAUUAGAGCAAUUUGAGCAGAGGAAAAAGUGUUGGGCUGAGCAUCAGACUAUCAGCGGUAGUCCGCCUUUAAGGAAUUGCACUAAUUCUGUUCUUAAGGUCUGUAAAUACAACUGCAGUAAGACAGAAUCUCAUGCAAAUGCUGAUGAGGCAUAUUCUGAAGCAUGUGAAUCUGCACCUGAUACAUCAUGCACAGGUUGCAAAGAUGAAGCAAGUGGGAACAGCCUAUCUAUGGAAAAGUUAGGUGGGGAUGAUUGUGUUGUUCUUCUUGUUGAUCUUCCUGAGUCCUUUGAAGGUCCAGAAAAACUGUCAUCAUCGUAUGAUGAGGACAGAAGUUUUCGAAGGCAUUCAAAUGGCUGCAAAGAUGUGAGGGAGAAGGACCUCUACACCUUCUACCAGGCAGUUGAUGGUCAGCACCUCAUCCUUCAUCCCUUGAACAUGAAGUGUCUUCUUCACCGUUAUGGGAGCCAUGAUUUGCUUCCAUCUAGAAUUGGUGGAGAAAUUUUACAAUUGGAGACGGUGACUCAGUCAGAAGCCAUGAGGAGGCGCUAUCGUUUCUUAAGUCAUUUUUCCCUAACGACUACAUUCCAGCUUUGUGAAAUUGAUCUGAGUGAUAUCUUGCCUCCUGAUGCUUUGUCACCAUUCAUGGAUGAAAUUAAGAAGCGUGAAAAGCAGCGGAAGCGAGUUGCUAAGAAGGAAAAUGAAGGGAAAGCUAGAGCCGAAGCUGCUGCCUUGCAGGCAAGACUAAUUCCACAUGAAUUUAGACACUCAUACAAUGAUGCCACAUUCUCUAUUGAUGACUUUGAGGCGCUAGGAAGUUCCUCUGUGGUAACAUCAUCCACAAGUCCCCCUGUCCUUGGUGAAAGGAAGCUGUUCUCAGAUGUGACGCGGCUAGGAUUUGCUGCUGCUUAUGAUUCUCCUUCUCUGAAAGCAGAGGAACCUGUUGUUGAUGCUUCGAGCAGCAUGGAAGCAAGCGGUGGACCUUCUAGCCUAAUUGGUUCAAGGAGCACGGUGGCCACACCAUCAUUUGCUAAUAUCAUAUCCACGCUCCCGUCUGCUGGUGGCCCAGAGGCUGCAAAAAUGAAUGGAUUUGGAAAGAAAGGCAAGAAACCGAGUAGGGUACUCCUCUCUACAGCCGGUGGUCGGCGCUACUGAAACUGUGGGGCCAUCAUGCCUGAGUGAACUAUGUAUUCAGUGGUGCCAGAGAUUGUAUAUUUGAGUGGUAAAUAUUAGGGUCUUCAGAAUAAUAAAAAUCAACCGAGUGUGGAUGAUGAUCCUCAUUUGUGGAUUACCAGAGAUUCUCAAUCUGUCUGCGUAGUUGUAUUUCCGUUUUGUUUGUAGAUAUUGGUAUGUUUGAAGA
Molecule: messenger RNA, 2719 nt
Organism: Magnolia sinica
Lineage: Eukaryota; Viridiplantae; Streptophyta; Magnoliopsida; Magnoliales; Magnoliaceae
Exons: 9
Coding region: 16-2514 (832 amino acids)
Biological process (GO): positive regulation of transcription by RNA polymerase II
Molecular function (GO): metal ion binding; transcription cis-regulatory region binding
Source: RefSeq, a predicted model, not a curated record